This is a messenger RNA of Necator americanus (New World hookworm), 1284 nucleotides long. RefSeq lists its product as uncharacterized. The coding region runs from base 1 to 1284 and encodes 427 amino acids. The record is from RefSeq and is a predicted model, not a curated record. The transcript is spliced from 11 exons. NCBI's taxonomy places the organism in Eukaryota, Metazoa, Nematoda, Chromadorea, Rhabditida, Ancylostomatidae.
AUGCCGCGAACGGCGCUCCGCUCGGGAACCUCCUGCUCCAUCACCAUGCUCAUACUGGUACAACUCUCGGAAUUUGAGCUUCUUCAUCUGAUAUUCGCUCUACUACUGCUUAUUCAACUGCCUGUAUCUAGUGCGGCUACGCCGUGGAAAAUGGUAUGUAAUAAUGAGCAAAUCAUUGGAAAUUCGAAUGCUCAGGUUGCUCCUGGGACAACGUUUACGCCAUGGGGAGAGGAUUUCUGUACCGGAGGAACACCCCUCGCCAACACUUAUUUCCUAUGCAAUGAAUGCCGAAAGUGCCUGUCAAAGCUGCAAAGUCUGCCGAAUAAUGUUCUAGUGAUAUCGAGGGACCAACCACCACCUGGAUUAGCGGCAAUAUGGUUCCAGAGCAGCACUACAGCCGUUCAAGGGACAUGUACACUUACAGAUGCGGUAGCAACAAUCGACGCUGGUGAUGGUUCAACGGAUGCGUUACGAAGCUUCUCGAAAACGUCCGUAUUGUUCGUAUCAAUCAGUUUCAUCAUUCUUAUGGUGAUCUCGUUGGCAUGGCUGGUUUUCUACUACGUACAACGUUUCCGCUAUGCGCACGCAAAGGAUCGACUGCAAAGGAGACUAUUCAACGCUGCACGCAAGGCGUUGAUGCGAAUUCCGACGCGAUGUCUCAAAGUUGGCGAUCCAGAGAGACGUUGUUCGAACGUUACCGUGCAGGCACGUCUACCACAAAUCCUGUAUAGAUCCAUGGUUACUAGAACAUCGAACGUGUGCCCAAUGUGCAAAGCGGACAUCUUGAAGUACUUCGGUUAUCAGGUUUCCACUUCUGGCGGCGCCGAUGCUUCUAGGAUGGAAGCUGACCGUGACCGAGAAGAGUCACCUGAACCACCGAGUUCCUCAGAAAGUAACGCCGCCUAUAACUUCCCACCGACACAUGAUCUUCAAGAUGCCUUUCACUUCACGCCGAACACUUCACCUCAAUUGGUUAUGAGUGCAAGUAGUGCAAAAGCGUUCACAAUUGUACCAUUGACCGUUCAUUCAAAAACGCUUCCACCGAUUACUAAUGACGAACAGGGCACUAGCCGAGGUGAUAGAGCCUCCUCAGCUGGGUUAGUGGAAGGGCGAGUUGCACCAGUUCGCGUUAUGAAUCAAGGCCAGGUUGUGAAUUUGGUGCAGGUACGCACCCGAGCGAUGAGCACUACCGGCACCAGAGCAGCCACUCUUCGCAAAGCAGAACGGCCACCAAGUCAACCGACCCCAAUUGAAGGUGCCACCGGUGGCAGUGAUGUCGUUUAA